GCCCCGGGGGCUCUGCGCGCAGCCGGGCCGGGCGAGCGGGCUCUUCCGGCGUGGCCGUCGCGGCCGGGAAGGGAGGCCGCUUCGUGGCGAGAGACGGUCGGGAGCCCCGCCACCCGCCGGUCCGCGCGAUGCCUCUGCUGGCGCUGCUGGCGCUGCUGGCCGGCGCGCCCUGGGCAGAUAUUUGUGAAGCUCUGAACGUGAGCGUCUCUCCAGGACCCAGAACCCAGCACCUGAUUGGAGAUAACGUGACUUUAUGCUGCCACGUUUCUCAGAAAAGGCGAAGAGAAAACCUUUUGGCUGUCCGGUGGGUGUUUGCUCUCCCCUCUGCCCAGGAAUACCUGAUGCUCAAAAUGACCAAAUUUGGGGUCGUCCAGUACUAUGGAAAUUACACCAGUCACUUCUAUAGGCGGAGGCUUCGUCUCCUUGAGGAGAAGCACAGGGCGAUGUAUACAUUUUUGAUUUUGAAUAUCCAGCAAGCCGAACAAGGGCACUACAUUUGCAAAGUUCAAGAGAUCGGCAAGCAAAGGAACAAGUGGACUUCCUGGUCCAAUGGAAGUGCCUCCACUGAAGUCCAAGUGUUUCCAUCCCAGUUUUUGGAUGAGGAAAAACACAACGCUUGGGCAUUUUUUGAAGACCUCUCUGUCUACGUGGUGCUGAUGUGCUCAGCAGGGAUCCUGAGCAUCCUUCUCUUCGCUCUGGUCACCCUCUGCCAGACCUUGAGCAACAGGAGGCGAUGCCAUGUGAAAUGUAACUUGGUGAAGUCUCCUAAGAAGAGCUUGCAGGAGGCAGGAAGCCCCAGCAAGGCAGCCGGGCCUCCAGGGCCCCCCACCCAGAGGAAAGGGCCCAAGGCGACCGAAGGCCCCCCAGCAGUUCCUGCCAAAGCACCAACAUCCCACGCCUUCUCAAAGCCAAAACUCCUGAAACCACAAAGGAAGGUCACCUUGCUGAAGGGCAGGGAGGAGAACCUGACCUACGCCGAGCUGGAGCUGCUGAAGCCUCACCAGGAAGUGGCAGGUGCCUCAGCCGCCACCGUCUACGCCCAGAUCCUCUUCCAGGAAAACAGCCUGUGAAGGAAGCGGGGUGGGGGGGGAAAUGAUGGGGGGUGGCAAGGACUGAAUCAAGGACUACCUACCAGCUGAAGGCACCACCCUCCUCCUCCUCCUCCUGCUGCUAGUGGCGGUUCUGCCGCCUUUUCAGUUGGAAGAGAAUUUGAAACAUUCUCAGGAAAAAAAGUAACCCCUUUCCUUUGGAUGAUUGGCAUGUUAAACUUUUUUAAAAACUGGAGGAAUAAGGAUUAAUAGAAAACUGGAAGUUACACUCUGCCUUUGCAUCAGAACUUGAUCAUGGGAAUAUGAAAUGUUUUGUUGGCUGGGAAAUGGCUCACAGUUGAGGUUGAAGAUGAAUGUGGCUAUAGAACAAUUUUACAGACCCAGGAUUUUUUCAAAAGAUUUCUAGGCAUGUAAGAAAUGUACAUUGGUUCCUUUUCCAUGUUAU
This is a messenger RNA of Pseudonaja textilis, 1494 nucleotides long. It is a transcript of the gene VSTM4, whose product is annotated as V-set and transmembrane domain containing 4. The record is from RefSeq and is a predicted model, not a curated record. Gene Ontology annotation, cellular component: membrane. NCBI's taxonomy places the organism in Eukaryota, Metazoa, Chordata, Lepidosauria, Squamata, Elapidae.